CCACAUCCACCACCAUGGCCGACGAGCUCGACGUAACUAUGUCUUCCCCCUCCCGCGCCAGAAACGGGGGUAACGCAUCCACGACCCCGAAGGCGCAGACGAUCUGGCCGGUGCAUAUCGAAGUCAGAGUGGCGCCGACUGCCACGGCGCGUUUCGAUACGAUCCGCAACCUCGUCCAGAACUAUCUGACGACGUCCCUCUCGCAUGUUUAUCUGCCUUCCACCCUGACAGGAUGGGAAGACCACCCCGUCCUAUCGGCCUCUGUCGAGCGAAUUGUGGCUGCUGAGCCACCGGCAUCGCUUCUUGCUUCCUCUGUGUCCCCUUCUCUUCCAAUCGAAGAUUGCGCUCUGCAAAUACACGUUUACCAGCCCAGUGACACGGACGCCUUCGAGGAGUUCGAUGGCGGGGGGAGAGGCGGCGAAGGAGAGGAGGUGAUGGCUGCUAGUGUGUGCGAGCUGCCUAGCCGAGGCUGGGAAGGGCUCUGGGAUAGCUUAAUAUAUGAGGGGGACGUCAAGGGACGGUUGCUGGACUACAUCUAUGCGACGGUAGUCUUCAGCGAUGCUGAUGUUGACUUCAAUGUCGUCUCCUGGAAUCGUGUCGUGCUACUUCACGGCCCACCAGGAACGGGCAAGACCUCAUUAUGCCGUGCACUCGCACAAAAGCUUUCGAUACGCCUCUCACAUCGAUAUCCACAUUCCCGCCUCCUAGAAAUCAAUUCACAUUCCCUGUUCUCCCGCUGGUUCUCCGAGAGUGGUAAGCUCGUGCAGAGACUUUUCAGCACCAUCAUGGAGAUGGUGGAGGACGAGGAGACCUUUGUUGUUGUACUCAUUGACGAGGUUGAGUCGUUAACAGCGGCGCGGGCUGGUGCAAUGGCCGGCACUGAGCCCUCAGACGUAACCACUCGACACAGGGUUAUUAACUUGCUGCCGCGAUUUCAGGUCGUCAACGCUCUCCUGACCCAACUAGACAAACUCAAACACCGCAAGAACGUUCUGAUCAUGUCCACGAGCAACCUUGCAAAAGCAAUCGACUCGGCAUUCGUGGAUCGCGCGGACAUCAUCCAAUACAUCGACCUCCCGCCGCGCGAAGCCAUCUACGACAUCCUCCGGAGCUGCCUUUCCGAGCUCGUGCACAAGGGCAUCGUGUGCGACGCUGACGUUCCCACUCUCACGCAAGCCCAGAUGUACGAGCGCACGUCCGCGUACUUGUCCCCACAGCCACAGGCGGAUGGGGAAAGCCACGACGAAGAGGUCAGCAAGAAAGACCGAAAUAAGGUCGUCGGCCUGAGGCUGCUGAAGCUCGCAGAGCGCUGUCGGGAGCAGGGCAUGUCAGGACGCGCUCUCCGCCGCCUCCCCGUCCUCGCCCACGCGCGGUACAUCGGCAUCGGCAUCAACCACCUCGCGAUCCCCAACGGGAUCAACGGGCACUCCAAGAAAAUGAACGGCGUCCACAAGAGCGGAGGAACCGACGUAGAGAUGUGGCUCGACGCGAUGGAGAAGGUAGUAGACAACCAUGCGCUCGAGAAGGGGAGGUUUGGACAAUAAGGGGUGCUUUCUUUCUCAUUGAUCAUUGCUACAUCGUAUCUCCCACUCUCACCGGACCUGGCACUAGCAUCGCAUACACACUCAAGGACCCGAGUGCUCGGGCUGCACCAUUGUAGAAGGAAGCUUGUAUCUAUUGCAUUAGUCGAUACUAGAGUACAUCUAUUACGGGGGAUGGAUAUAUACAUAAUCUCGCUAAAGGAAGACUGGACGCGGUCAGCGCUUCAUAGGGGCCACACUGAGAAUGGUCGACUACAAGUGCAGGUCUGCGGCAUGAUCACACGAGGAUGAAACAUCUAUGGAUAUGCCAGUCAGUUUCAGAACUGACAACUCCCCACGAUAGACCACCUACUCCCUCUUCGGUCG
Messenger RNA from Gloeophyllum trabeum ATCC 11539, 1907 nucleotides. Its product is annotated as P-loop containing nucleoside triphosphate hydrolase protein. The transcript has 9 exons. Gene Ontology annotation, molecular function: ATP hydrolysis activity; ATP binding. Lineage: Eukaryota; Fungi; Basidiomycota; Agaricomycetes; Gloeophyllales; Gloeophyllaceae. Bases 15 to 1544 code for a protein of 509 amino acids. Gene Ontology annotation, biological process: reciprocal meiotic recombination; meiotic recombination checkpoint signaling. The record is from RefSeq and is a predicted model, not a curated record. Gene Ontology annotation, cellular component: nucleus; chromosome.